This is a messenger RNA of Tribolium castaneum (red flour beetle), 2024 nucleotides long. RefSeq names its product nose resistant to fluoxetine protein 6-like. The record is from RefSeq and is a predicted model, not a curated record. The coding region runs from base 37 to 1989 and encodes 650 amino acids. Gene Ontology annotation, molecular function: acyltransferase activity, transferring groups other than amino-acyl groups. The transcript is spliced from 9 exons. Lineage: Eukaryota; Metazoa; Arthropoda; Insecta; Coleoptera; Tenebrionidae.
AAUUCGAUCAGUUUGAAAAAUUUUCUAAACGAAAACAUGUCUUUUAAAAAUAAAAUUCUAAUAUGUACUCUCUUGUUUACAUUGGUGUUUGGUGAUUCCAAGACUAAAGACAUUUAUAAUGAUUUUUUUAACGAAUUGGUCAACAGAAAGGAACUAGUUGCUCAGAUCAAAACUAAAUUAGGCGAUUCAGAAGAAGCCGGUUUUGCGUUAAUAAAAAUGUUGGACGCCUGGUCCAAAUUACCUAGCGGGAUAAUGGACGGCAACUUAAUAGAUUUGGGAAGUUUUGAUGAAUGUUAUGGCAUUGAAUAUAACAACAUUUAUGGAAAAUAUUGCCUGGGAAUUAUACAAUUUAACCCUCAAACGGAAAAAUAUUUCAAGGUUUUUGGAAUUGCCAGUCGAAAACCGCGUCCUAGACUUUUGUUAAAUCCAGAACCAAGAUUGAUGGGUUUAGGUGAUGAUUACACAGGUCUUCACUUUGCUGCGUGUGUACCAAGUACAAUGUCAGCAGCUGAAAUUCCUGGACUUUUCAAAUACACGGAAGAUUUUUGCUACUCUAAAGCGACAGAACCGGAAUUAUCAGCGAGAGCGAUUGUGACCAUUACAAUUUUAGCCAUUUUUUUGUGUUUAGUGCUAGUUUCAACUAGCUAUGAUAUUGCUCUAAACUACUUCAAAAAAGAACCCUAUCACGAAUUGUUGAUUGCAUUUUCGUUUCUUCACAACGGACGAAAACUCUUCCGUUCGAGCAAAAAUUCAGACCAAUUACUCUGUCUAAAUGGAAUCAAAGCCAUGAGUAUGAUGUGGGUCAUCACUGGACACGAAUUUUCAAACGUCAUGUUUGCCCCAUUAUCUAAUUUCUUUGUUCUACAAGAAUGGCUCAACGAUCCCGCCAAUAUGUUUAUAAUGGGAGCCACAGUCUCCGUUGAUACAUUUUUCGUAGUUGGAGGUCUUGUAACAGUUUACACUUUUCUGAAAUCAAUGGACAAAGGAGCAAAAUUCAAUGUUCUACUUUUCUACUUUCAUAGAUAUCUUAGACUAACUCCUGCUUACUUUAUAAUGGCUCUAAUACACCUUUUUCUUUUAAAUCACUUCGGAAAUGGACCACUUUGGAAAGUUGUAGAUGUGGAAUUGGUUGAUUCAUGCGAGACAGGGUGGUGGAGUAGUUUGUUGUAUAUAAAUAAUUACGUUCAAAAAGGAACUUGUGUGCCACAAACUUGGUACCUACAAGUCGAUAUGCAGUUAUUUGUCUUGUCGCCACUUAUUCUAAUACCAUUGUACAAGUGGCCGAAAAUUGGUCUGAGUAUUUUAGGUUUUUUGAUAAUUGGAGGAUGUGUAUCGCCGUUUGUGAUUGGUUACGUCAAGCAUAUAAAUGCCGGAAUGUUAAAUAAUGAAGAUACAGAAAAAUUUAUGACUUAUUAUUAUGCUGCGACCUACGCUCGGUUUGGACCCUACGUUAUCGGAAUGCUUGCAGGCUAUUUCUUGUACAAGAUUAAAACAAACAAGAUCCGAAUUCAUUUGAAAUCAUGGCAUGUUAUCACACUUUGGUUAGUGUUUAUAACCGGUUUAGUAGCCUGUGUGUGGGCUGGUUAUCCAUUGAAUGUAGCUACAGAAGAAGACAGAUGGGGGAGUUCACUGUAUUUGGCUUUUAAUCGGCCAGCUUGGGCUGUGGCAGUUGUCGGAGUAAUUUUCUUGUGUGUUAGUGGCUAUGGGACACCGAUUGAUAAGUUUCUUUCAUGGUCAGUUUUCCAAUUUCUGACCAAACUUUCGUAUUCUAUGUACUUGGUCCAUAUUUGUGUCAUAUCAAUUAGAACUUCUCUUUUAAGAAACAACAUCAAAUUCUCCAGUUUUGCCAUACUGCACGUGUUUUGGGGAGAUUUUAUGAUCACGUUAGGUCUGUCUCUGAUUCUGUGUCUAACCUUCGAGUCUCCAAUCAUAAUCAUUGAAAAGUACCUCUUUCAUAGAAGUGAAAAAACUAAAGCUUCGAAACAGUAAUUAAGCUAAUUACAUAAAUAAAUUAUUUUUAAAUA